Molecule: messenger RNA, 1749 nt
Organism: Cyprinodon variegatus (sheepshead minnow)
Lineage: Eukaryota; Metazoa; Chordata; Actinopteri; Cyprinodontiformes; Cyprinodontidae
Product: 1-phosphatidylinositol 4,5-bisphosphate phosphodiesterase zeta-1-like
Exons: 11
Coding region: 1-1749 (582 amino acids)
Biological process (GO): lipid metabolic process; positive regulation of cytosolic calcium ion concentration involved in egg activation; intracellular signal transduction
Cellular component (GO): nucleus
Molecular function (GO): phosphatidylinositol-4,5-bisphosphate phospholipase C activity
Source: RefSeq, a predicted model, not a curated record
AUGUUAAGAAAAAGCAAGGUCCCACGAUCCAGGAGAGAUGAAAUCGAGCAUCUGUUUCAAGACCACGCAGAUGGCAAAACCACCUUAUCUGCAAGUGGCCUGCUGAGAUUUCUUCACCAGGAACAAAAGGAGUUUUUAGCAGACGAAGACACGGCCGAGGCUCUGAUUGACAGAUAUGAGAUUGAAACGGCAGCCAUAGAAAGCAGGUCCAUGACCUUUGAAGGCUUCUUCAGAUACAUGGAGUCCAAAGACUGCUGUGUGUUUGACCAGGCUCAUACAUCCGUUUACCAAGACAUGGACCAACCUCUCAGCAGUUACUUCAUCUCGUCCUCUCACAACACCUACCUGACAAGAGGCCAGCUAGUAGGGGAGAGCCACCUUCAUGGAUACGUUAGCGCUCUGAAGAAAGGCUGCCGCUGUGUGGAGAUCGACUGCUGGGAUGGUCUAGAUAUGGAACCGGUAGUUUACCAUGGUUACACCCUCACCUCCAAGAUACUUUUUAAGGAGGUCAUCGAAAUAGUGUCUCAACACGCCUUUGAGGUGUCCGCCUUCCCAUUAAUUCUCUCUCUGGAAAACCACUGCUGCGAGGAGCAGCAGGAGGUCGUGGCCCAGUACCUUAUCUCCAUCCUGGGUGACAAGCUGUUGAGAAGCACCUUGGACAAUCCGACAAAUGGAGACCUGCCAAGCCCAAACGAUUUAAAGUAUAAGAUCCUGAUCAAGAACAAAAAGCUAAAGUCACAGUCUAAGGCAAAGGACAAAAGAGAGGCAGAGGAGGGUGCAGAUGAGGGAGAGGGAAGUGAUGAGGAGGAGGAGGAAGAUGAUGAGGAGGACAAGGAGAGCGAGGGACAUCAAGCUAAAGGAAAGUUCUGGUCUCCGAGAAAAGAAGGGUCUCAGAAGAAAAAGAAGAAGGUGAAGGUGGCCCAGGCUUUAUCGGAUCUUGUAAUAUACACGAGGUCCGUCAAGUUCGUCAGCUUUCGCCACUCCGAGGACAAUCAGACCAGCUAUGAGAACACAUCCAUUGCAGAAAAGAGGGCUCGCAAACUGAUGAAGGCCUCAGGUAAAGAUUUUGUUCAGCACACUCAAAGGUUCCUCUGCAGAAUAUAUCCAGCCGGCUCAAGAAUAUAUUCCUCCAACUACAAUCCUCAGGAGUUCUGGAACGUCGGUGCACAGCUUGUGGCUCUCAAUUUCCAAACUCUGGGCCUGCCUAUGGACCUUAAUAACGGUCGUUUCCUAGACAACGGCGGCUGUGGCUACGUCCUGAAGCCAGCAGUUCUCUUGCACAGGGAAAGGAGCUUUGAUCCCAACUCCAGCCAGCACCACCGCUUCACACCCACCAACCUGAUGAUCAGGGUGAUGUAUGGAUCAAACCUUCCCAGCCUCGAGCCUGGAAAAGCUCUCAACCCGUUUGUCAGAGUGGAGGUCCAUGGGAUUCCAUCCGACUCUCGCACUAAAAACACUCAUACAGUCAAAAACAAUUCCCUGAGUCCUCACUGGAAUGCUGAAAUGAACUUCAGGAUCAGGGUUCCUGAGCUCUGCCUCAUCCGCUUCUCUGUGCACGACCAGAACACCCUUUUCAAGAGUGAAUUCGUGGGCCAGUACACACUGCCCUUUACCAGCUUGAAGAAAGGCUACCGCUGGGUGCCUCUGCUGUCCAAGGAUGGAUGCAGUCUGGAUCCAGCUUCCCUCUUUGUCUGGGUCUGGUAUUCCCAAAAGCAGCCAUCUAAGGUGGCUUCUAAAUACAGAGUUUAA